Moneuplotes crassus is the source of this 393-nucleotide messenger RNA. The record is from the annotation of a GenBank genome assembly. NCBI's taxonomy places the organism in Eukaryota, Ciliophora, Spirotrichea, Euplotida, Euplotidae.
CUUCAAAAUUCUUUUUACCGAUUAACCCUCAAUCCAAUCCCUUCAACUUCAACCUAGCUUCCCCCAGGUUAAACCGUCCAGUCCCCACCAUCGAAUGCUCGCUUCUCCCAAUCAAGCGGACUCGCGUAUCGAACUUCCAAGUCACGACAGACACAACUGACCUGAACCUGAUCCCUCUCUCUGAAAUAAGCAGGGCUUAUCCUGCCAGACCCAUUCCUGGAAGACAGCCAGAGCCUUAAGGACAUCUAAGUUCUGAAUAAGUUUCACCAGAGAUUAUGCACUUGACUGACAAGGCACGGUGGAAGGAAAUUUGUGAGAGGGAUUUUAGCAGGGAGUAUUGGGGGUAAAGAGAGAGUGACAUCUUUGUGCACUAGGAAAUCUUCAAUUGCUUUC